UAAUCAGGAAAUAACUUUGUCAGGUGUUGGAACUGCUUCAGGUAAAGAUUAUUUCUGAAAUAAUUAAGAUGGAGAAGAAGGAAAAUGUGAAUGAAGAUGACACGUUUGUGUCAUCUGAGUGCGCGGUAAAGAAAGUUACCGUCUACUCAGACCGUGCAGAAGUAUGUCGUCUUAUCGAAGCAGACGUGAAAAAGGGCGUCAACGAAAUCGUCCUGAAGCAGUUGCCGAAGUGUAUUGAUCCGGAUUCAAUCAGAGUGGAGGGGAAGGGGUCUGCGACGAUUGCGGAGGUGUCCUAUCAGAUGAAAUACCUGCCCAAGGAUGAGGCCGAGAUCACCCACCAGGAGAAGGAGCUCACUGACAAGAUAGAGAGUCUCAAGAAGGAGAAAGACGAACUGGACGCUAAACUUGGGGUCAUCGGCAAGCAGACGGAAGUCCUAGACAACUUCGCCAAAACUGCAUCCAAUGUUGGCUCUACUAAGAAUGCUACCCCGCCUGUUUUAGACUCAUCAUUUUUCAAAGGAGUUGGUGAGUUUCUGCAGCUGAUUGGGGACCAGGGGAACACACUGGCGAGCGACCGGCUGGAUAUUGAACGGCAGGUGACAGUGUUGAAUGACAAGAUCACGGCAGCUAAUGAAAACCUCAACAAGCUGAGGGGACCCAGGACUAAUCUACAAGAAUCUAGAGAGUGUACUAUUGUUCUGGAGUGUGAAGAAAAGACCAAGGUACUGCUGACUGUUUCCUAUGUGGUCACUAGAGCGGCCUGGAUACCAAGCUAUGAUAUUCGCAUGUUCACCGCUGAGGGAACAAUGAAGAUCUUCUAUUACGGUCAGAUCAAGCAGUCUACAGGCGAGGACUGGAAUGAUGCCAAGCUCUUCCUGUCAACGGCCACGCCAAGUGUGGGGGGAGUCGUGCCUGAGCUGUCAGUCCAGCUUCUUUCUGUCAAGUACAAGUAUGCAUCAGCAAGGAAGAAAACAAGAACCUUUUCCAUGAGACAGUAUCGCACUAUGGAUAAUGAUGCAUACAUGUAUGAUGAUCUACAACCAUGUGGUAUAGAUGAUUAUUGUUUGAACACAAGUCUAUCUGCAGGAUUGAUGGAUGAUGAACCUCAGUUUGAACCUGAGGUUGCGCAUGCUACCUCACAGGUGAACGAGAGCACAACAAGCGCUACGUAUGAAAUAGCUCGGCAGUCCAGCAUCCCCAGUGAUGACGUGGCUCAUAAGGUGUCUGUUGGUAUCCUCGACUUGAAGCCCAAACUGGAGUACAUCACAAUGCCGAAGACCGUGCCCCACGCCUUCCUGCGGGCCCGCAUCACCAACACAUCACAGUUCACACUGCUGCCCGGGUCCACCAGCAUAUUUCUCGACAACAGUUUUGUAGCAAAGGCCAAAAUAAAGGCCGUCUCUCCAGGAGAGGAGUUUGAGUGUUCGCUAGGGGUCGACCCAGCGGUGAGAGUGACGUACAAGCCACUGAGUAAGUUCCGUGAGUCGUCGGGCAUCUUUUCGAAGACUGCGUGCACCAAGUACAAGCAGGUGACGGAGGUGAAGAAUUCGCACGACUACGCGAUCAGCGUCGAGCUGCGAGACCAGCUCCCACGAAGCAGUGACGAGAAGAUCAAGGUUACUCUGAUCGAGCCAACAAUAGACAUGAAGCACCCCGAGAAGAACCAGGAUGUGAGCUUGACAAAGAACAACCAUGUGGUGUGGCAGCUCAAACUGGACAAGCAGGAGACGAGGGAGAUAACUCUGAGAUACUCCGUGGAACAUCCUGCCAGUGAGGAGAUCGAAUCCAAGGAGGUCUUUCAGGAUUAGUCAAACUGUCAGUUAAUCCUUCUGUUAUAGUGAUAUCAUCAUUCUCCAGUCUGUUAGUGAUGUCGUCCUACUACAAUCUGUUAUAAUGAUGUCAUCCUACUAGUCUGUUAGUGAUGGCAUUCUACUACAGUCUGUUAUAGUUAUGUCAUCCUACUACAGUCUGUUAAAGUGAUGUCAUCCUUCUUCAGUCUGUUAUAAUGAUGUCAUCCUUUUUCAGUAUAUUAUAGUGAUGUCAUCCUACUACAGUCUGUUAUAGUUAUGUCAUCCUUCUCCAGUCUGAUAUAGUGAUGUCAUCCUUCUUCAGUCUGUUAUAAUGAUGUCAUCCUACUACAGUCUGUUAUAGUGAUGUCAUCCUACUACAGUCUGUUAUAGUGAUGUCAUCCUUCUUCAGUCUGUUAUAAUGAUGUCAUCCUACUACAGUCUGUUAUAGUGAUGUCAUCCUACUACAGUGUGUUAUAGUGAUGUCAUCCUUCUAGUCUGUUAGUGAUGUCAUCCUACUACAGUCUGUUAGCAAUGUCAUCAUUCUCCACUCUGUUAUAGUGAUGUCAUCCUACUAUAGUCUGUUAUAGUGAUGUCAUCCUACUACAGUCUGUUAUAGUGAUGUCAUCCUUCUACAGUCUGUUAGUGAUGUCAUCCUACUACAGUCUGUUAGCAAUGUCAUCAUUCUCCACUCUGUUAUAGUGAUGUCAUCCUACUAUAGUCUGUUAUAGUGAUGUCAUCCUACUACAGUCUGUUAUAGUGAUGUCAUCCUACUACAGUCUGUUAUAGUGAUGUCAUCCUACUACAGUGUGUUAUAGUGAUGUCAUCCUACUACAGUGUGUUAUAGUGAUGUCAUCCUACUACAGUUUGUUAGUGAUGUCGCGCUACUACAGUAUGUUAGUGAAGUUGCCCUACUACAGUCUGUUAGUGAUGUCAUCCUACUACAGUCUGUUAGCGAUGUCAUCCUUCUCCAGUCUGUUAGUGAUGUCAUUCUUCUACAGUCUGUUAGUGAUGUCAUCAUACUACAGUCUGUUAGCGAUGUCAUCCUUCUCCAGUCUAUUAGUGAUAUCAUCCUACUCCAGACUGUUAUAGUGAUGCCAUCCUACUCCAGACUGUUAGUGAUGUCAUCCUACUACAGUCUGUUAUAGUGAUGUCAUUCUAGUUUGACGUGAGCAUUUGCUCUCUAUCUCUAUCUCCACACGCAGAUAGUACUCAAAAUUAAUUUGAAUUUGACACUGAAAGUAUCUGUUCUCUUACAUAAUAAUUUCAGGAGAGCAAUUUACUGCUUAUACCACCGAUUUUCAAACCAUAAAAUUUUACAUUAGUUUUGUUUUAACAAUGGAUGUCUUAUGCCAUAAUCAUAACUAAGAUUUGCUCAGUUAUUUAGAAAAUAUAAUCUACCUGUAGUAUGAUUAGAAUGAAUGUUUGCCUUUAUAGGUAUGAUUUUGAUAAUUAUGUGAUAAUUUAUCAUGUCACAAUAUUGAAGACAAGUGUUUUGGUUACCUUGUGGAAUAAGGGAUUAUGUAUUAUGGGAUCACAUAUAUUUGGUUGUACAUUAUAUUUGUAGAAUCAGUACUAUAAUUUGCUGUCUGUACGAGUUUGAUGAUCAUCUUUGAUAAUUUAAGUCACAGUAUUGUUUUGUUAUUUUGUGGAAUAUAAGAGUUACUUGUAUUGCCAGGGUAAGUAGGGUCAUGGAGGCUUUCUUUAAAAAUCCUCUGAAUUUUGUCUUGUAUACACACGAUUUUGAAUAUGCUAAAAAAAUGUUUUGUGAUUUUGAAAUCUGUACUAUGUACUAAAAUGGCAGAUAGCAUUUUUUUUAACUGAUCGGCAUUUUCAUAUGUACAUCUGAAAAAGGAUACUUUCAUGUAUAGCUGUUAAUUUACAUUAUAUUGGUCAUAUUGUUGUUAUUUGUUAGACUUGUGUUAGGACUGCUAGCAGCACUCGAGAGGGAAUGCACAUGCUGAGAAGAGCCCUUUGCUGAGAACAUCCCUUCUUCCACCAAAUGUGCUGGUUAUAUAUUAACUGGUGACUGUAAAGAAAGACCCCAAGAUUCUCAGUUUGUUGGCUACAUAUUUUACUAUUUUUAUAUCCUUAUAAAUAGUGUCAAAAACAAACUUCUACAAUUAUAGAAUGUUUGUGGGUUUUAAAACAUAAUGGGACCAUUCAUGAGCAUCAAUAUGAUGACAAGUGUACCAACUGUAUGCUUAGUGGGGAGGGGUCAUUCUAACUCAAACCUCACCAAUUAAGGAGAGCUAUAACUCGUUAUGCAUCACUCCCUUGAGACUAGUUCAAGGAGAUUCAACUUUUAACUCCUGUUAUCAUGUGAAUUUAUAUGGUAUCAAUAUGUUAAUUUCUUAAAUCACUUCCCAUAAGUCAAGGAACCAAUUACUCACUUCUCAGGGGUUUUAUCGUAGUGAGAUCUGCUGACAUAUGCAGUUUAACCAUGUCAACAGAUUUAUCGCAUGUGAAAUCAAAAUGUUUGGUAAAUACUUUUACGGUAGGUGGAUGCUUGGGCUAGCAAGUUUUUUUAAUACCCUUUGUUUGGUUGUGGAUAUUUAGAUAGCUCCAAACCAGUUUGAAUUUUGGACAUGGUAUAUCUGGAAUAUAUGUAAUACAAUGUACCUGUGUCUUAAGGUAGACAGAUUAGACCGUCAAAGAAUUAAGUUUUUGUUUUUUUAAAUAUUUAAUUCCUAUAGGUUCCAUAUACUAUUGUAUGUGCCUUUCAAGCCGUUUCCACAGCUGCCUUGUAUGUAAUUAUUAAUUCUAAAGUAUAUAUUUAUAUCUCUUAUCUUCAGAAAUAUUGACAAAUGCAUCUCUUUUAUGAAUUCUAUAUUUUAUGUGCAUUAAUUUUGUUAUAAGAUGUUAUGGUUUUAUAGCGGUGUAUGUAUUUUUAAAAAUGUUGUAUGUAUAUAUUUAAUAUACAUGUAAUCAUUCUACCUUAAUGUGUUCUGAAUUGUGUGUUAAUUAUAAUGUACUAUUACAUGCCAGAGAAGUUCCUUGAGAUUUAUGUUUUCCUAUACACAUACAUGUACAUCAUUAACUAUUGUCAGUUCACAUGCAGAGAGACUGCAAACUAAAGUUUAAAACAAGCAAUUGUCUGUUUGACCUGUGCUCUGUUCCACGAAGCGAUCAUAGCGCUACAAUCACCAUAAUUGCAUAGGGUAGCUAUGCACUUAAGGUGAUCUUAGUGCUAAGAUUGCUUCGUGGAACGGGACCCUGGCAGGUAAAAAUAAAAUGUGUUCACAGAUUGUACAUCUGGUGGACCAGAUAAAUUUGUACUAUUAAUGUCAAUAGAAAUUUCAAUAACAUGUCAACUUGAAGCAUACAUUUUUCCUCCAUUCUUAACUCUUAUCCAUCCAGCUUUACAACCACAAAACCCAAGUGUCCAAUGUGAAAUAUGUUAUUUUGAACCUACAUUUUCAACCUCAAAUAUUAAAAAACAACUAAUGUAACACUCUCUUGAUGUGUGUAAUAUUAUUUGCAGACCUGAAAAAGCUCUAAACAUUAAUUUACACUUAUUUGAAGAAUUAAAUUCCAAUGUCUGCUACACCACCCACCCACCUCCUUUUAUUUGGAUCAAUUGGGUUUUUUGUUGGUUUUUUAAAUUAUUUGGAUCAAUUUUAGUGAAGAUUCACUCUCAUGCCCCAAAGUAUCACUUGUGUAUGAAUGAGGCAUAAGAUACAAUAUUGUUUGUUUACAGUUAACCUAUUGAUAGUUUUUAAACUGCUGAUCCCAAUAAAAAAAAAAAAAAAAAAAAAAAAAUAUAUAUUAUUAUUAUUAUUAUUAUUAUUAUUAAAGAAUUA
Gigantopelta aegis is the source of this 5590-nucleotide messenger RNA. Its product is annotated as protein F37C4.5-like. Bases 69 to 1808 code for a protein of 579 amino acids. The record is from RefSeq and is a predicted model, not a curated record. The transcript has 9 exons. Lineage: Eukaryota; Metazoa; Mollusca; Gastropoda; Neomphalida; Peltospiridae.